AUUCUAAAAGAAACAAAACUUUUAGAGUGCAGUUUCUAAGAGUACUCAAACCAGAGUCUGGAGCAACACUAAGACGAGGGCCUUGCCGGAUUCACCAAUUUGUAUUUGUAUCGAUCUCAACUAUGUGGAUCUUUGGAUGGACCGGACCAUCUGGGUUCUCAGCCCGUUCUACAGCCAAAGAAGUCACAGAAGGAAUUGAUGGGAAUGGCCUCACUGCUAUUGUUACAGGAGCCUCAAGUGGUCUCGGUGAAGAGACGACACGUGUUCUUGCAUUACGAGGAGUCUAUGUCAUUAUGGCUGUAAGAAAUGUUGAAGCAGGGAAAAAAGUAAAAGAAGCAGUACUGAAAGAAUCCCCCUCUGCCAAAAUUGAUGUCAUGGAGUUAGAUCUUAGUUCAAUGGAAUCUGUAAGGAAAUUUGCAUCAGAUUACAUUGCAUCAGGCCGUGCACUAAAUAUUCUCAUGAACAAUGCGGGUGUUAUGGCGACGCCUUUUAUGCUUUCGCAUGACGGCAUAGAGUUGCAGUUUGCAACAAACCAUAUAGGACAUUUUCUUCUGACAAACCUUCUGCUGGAGACUAUGAAAAAAACUGUGGUUGAAAGCAAAAAGGAGGGAAGGAUUGUCAAUCUGUCGUCGGAGGGGCACCGAUUGACAUAUGGCGAAGGAGUUCGUUUCGAUAAAAUCAAUGACGAAUCAGAGUACAGAACUAUCUUUGCUUAUGGACAAUCAAAGCUUUCCAACAUAUUGCAUGCCAAAGAGCUUGCCAGGCGGUUGAAGGAAGAAGGGGUGGAAAUAACAGCCAACGCCCUUCAUCCUGGAGCAAUUGCUGCUACCAAUCUACUACGCUUCCAUGGUCUCAUUAAUGCUGUUGCUACUUCCGUUGCUACAUUUGUGCUUAAAAACGUCCAGCAGGGAGCGGCGACUCAGUGCUAUGUGGCAUUGAAUCCCCAAGUGAAAGGGGUAAGUGGAGAGUAUUUUGUGGAUAGUAAUAUAGCCAACCCAACCAAUCAUGCCAAAGAUAUGGAAUUGGCUAAGAAACUGUGGGAUUUUAGUAUGGAUCUAACCACCCCUAAAUAAUUGUAUCUCUUCUGAAAAACCUUCCUUACUCUUAGCUUCUCAUCUCAGGCUCUUCAUGUUAGAGAUAUAUGGACAGUUUGUGGUGGAAGUAGAUGAACCAUUGUUUGUAGUUUUAAGUGCCACUUGAGAAACAGAUACGAGUAUAAGUUUGUAAUGCUUUGUUUUGAAACAGAUACCAUAGUCAUUCUUGUUGAUUUCAUAUUGCUGGGUUUGAGUGUAUUUGGAAAGGUGUUCAUAAUAAAGGCAUAUCCAACCA
Messenger RNA from Cucurbita maxima (winter squash), 1329 nucleotides. Its product is annotated as short-chain dehydrogenase TIC 32, chloroplastic-like. The coding region runs from base 123 to 1073 and encodes 316 amino acids. The transcript has 8 exons. The record is from RefSeq and is a predicted model, not a curated record. Lineage: Eukaryota; Viridiplantae; Streptophyta; Magnoliopsida; Cucurbitales; Cucurbitaceae.